AAUUGGAAUCAUCGAUAUCGGAAAUUCUUCAGACCAAUGAUCCAUUAGAUGGUUGCGAUUUUAGCCCUAUCGAGUAUCUUAAUCAAAUUCUUCCAAAUGAACAUGCACUAGCGUCAAUUGAUGUAACGGCUAAAAUACUCCAGGCAAAAAUGCGUCAGAUGGAGGCGGAUAUUAGGGAGCUCACGAGAAUGCAAACUGAUUGCGGGCAACGAGGAUCAAAAGAAGUCGCAGAGGCCAAAAAGGCCAUAGAGGAUCUCUUCAAUCAAAUAAGGCAAAUCAAAGAGAAGGCUUCACAGUCAGAAGUAAUGGUACAGGAGAUUACUCAAGACAUAAAGUCCCUAGAUUAUGCUAAGAAACACUUGACCACGUCGAUUACCGCUUUGAAACGAUUGCAAAUGCUUGUUACUGCUGUUGACCAAUUGAAAGUCAUGGCCAAAAUGAAACAGUACAAAGAGACAUCACAGCUCCUACAGGCAGUUCUUCAACUUAGCUCCUAUUUUAAAAGUUACAAGAGUAUCAAGCAAAUAGCCGAGUUAUCGUCUUCGGUAAAUUCACUGCGAAAUGAACUGAAAAAUCAAAUAUUUGAGGACUUUGAAUCAAGUUUUUCAAUAGAUGGAAGUUUAACCGUUCAAGCUGCACCUUUGGUAGAUGCUUGCUUAGUAAUUGAUAUAAUGGGUGCAGAUGUCAAAAAGCAAUUGAUCGAUUGGUAUUGCGACAGACAACUGGGCGAUUAUAAGCGAAUAUUUCGGGGAAGCGAUGGGAAUUCAUCUUUGGAAAAUACGUCGAGAAGGUAUUCGUGGUUAAAGAGAGUUUUGAAAAGUUAUGAUGAAGAGCACGAUUCAAUAUUUCCAGCAGAUUGGCGCGUAAGCGAGAUACUGUGCAUUAAAUUUUGCGAAAUCACAAGAGAGAACUUGUCCAAUACACUUUCAAAGACAGAGAAUGAGUUAGAUGUCAAAACUUUAUUAAAAAAUCUUCAAUUGACUAUUGAAUUUGAAA
Molecule: messenger RNA, 996 nt
Organism: Acaulospora morrowiae
Lineage: Eukaryota; Fungi; Glomeromycota; Glomeromycetes; Diversisporales; Acaulosporaceae
Source: the annotation of a GenBank genome assembly